Molecule: messenger RNA, 681 nt
Organism: Prorocentrum cordatum
Lineage: Eukaryota; Dinophyceae; Prorocentrales; Prorocentraceae
Source: the annotation of a GenBank genome assembly
AUGGAGUUGCUGCACGAGUUACUUCACUCAGUCUAUUUUGAUCGGAAAAUCGAAGGAGACUUUCUGGAGGCUGGCGUGUGGAGAGGAGGUAGCUCGAUAUAUGCAAAGGGAUUCAUGGAGGCCUAUGAGUUGACCAAUGCACGAGUGUGGCUUCUAGACUCGUUUCGUGGUUUGCCGGAACAAACGCGGUCACUCGACGAUCCAACUGCAAAUUGGCAUCUUCAUGAUUAUUUGGCUGUGCCUAAAGAACAGGUGGAGGACCAUUUUCGACGAUAUUUGCUUUUUGAUGAACGUGUGAAGUUUGUUGAAGGUUUCUUUCAACAGUCGUUGCCGAACCUUGUCCGGAGCGGAUCUCUGACACGACCAUUGGGGAUUUUGCGCAUUGAUUGCGACACGUACUCUGCUACUCUGGAGGUCUUAUGCUUUUUGUACGAGUCGGUGCAUGUUGGUGGUUAUUGCAUUGCUGACGAUUUUGAGAUCCAAGAGUCCCGACGGGCCAUACUGGAUUUCUUGCGGGGGCAGAACAUCACUUCGCGCAUUGUUCCAGUUGGCGACGGAAAGGCUGCAUGGUUUGAAAAGACGUCUGAAGUGUCAGUCGAUUCGCUCUGGUGCCGUAGGCAAUUGGGAAGCAGCCCGAUACUGUACAGGCACCCUGCUAGACUCUGGUACAUGAAGCUGUGA